This is a messenger RNA of Prunus mume (Japanese apricot), 903 nucleotides long. RefSeq names its product BTB/POZ domain-containing protein At4g08455-like. Gene Ontology annotation, molecular function: protein binding. NCBI's taxonomy places the organism in Eukaryota, Viridiplantae, Streptophyta, Magnoliopsida, Rosales, Rosaceae. The record is from RefSeq and is a predicted model, not a curated record.
UUUGAAUUUCUCCUCUUCAACAUGAAGUGCAAAUCUUGCGAGUGCAGCUUCCAAGAAUUUAUCACCGAUACCUGCAAGCAGUGCGACGAGGACCACAAGGCCAAGGUCGCUUUUCUCACGGCCACCCAGCCGGCUUCCUUCUCCGACGUCGUUCUGUUUGCCUCCGACGACGAGGCCGCUGGUCCCGUCCCGGCCCAUAAGGCCGUUUUGGUGAGCCGUUCUCCGGUGUUUAGAGCCAUGUUUGAGAAUGAGAUGGAAGAAAGCCUGAGCGGCACCAUCAAGAUUGGCGAAGUGUCCUACCGCACCCUUGGUGCCUUUGUCAACUUCCUCUACACUGCUGAGGUAUGCCUUGACCAGCAAUUGGCCUAUGACCUCUUUGUAAUGGCUGAAAAAUACCAGGUGCAGCGUCUUAAAGACUACUGCCAGAAAUUCUUGGUAUCCAACCUCAACUGGGACAAUUCACUUUUGACCUACACCUUAGCGCACCGGCAUAAUGCCAAGCAGAUCAUUGACGCAGCCUUAACAGUGAUCACAGACAACAUGGACAAGCUUACUUCCCGGAAGGAGUACACCAAGCUCAAGGAGAAAGAUCCACAACUCGUGUUCGAGAUCUAUGAAGCUUUUCUCUCCAGACAUUCUUCAUUUUCCUUUGUGCGCAUGGCAAGGACGGAGCCAAAAAAAAAUAUCAUGGGCCCCUUCAUAUUUUAAAGCUUGACAAUGAUAACUGGCGGUCAAAACUCUUCUAGUAGUGGGUGAAACCAAAUGCAAAGUAUGUCAGCGAGCUGUACAUUCCUAAUUAGUCUAAGUCAACUAUUUGAUUAUUGUUAGAGUUUAUGAGCUAAUAUGAGCUAAUGAGAAAAUGGAGUUUUGAGAAUAAUGAAGAAGAGAGAGAGAUGAACAAAA